AUGCCGCCUACCUUCCUGCACUCCCGCUCCUCAUCGUCCUGCGUCUCCCACUGUGCCCUCGCCCCAGACCCCAUCCGUGCGUGCUCCCUGCAUGCCAUGUACCAUCUCACCGCCACUCCUUUUCCUCCGCGCGCCCUCAUGCUCCCACCAACCCUUCUUCGUCCGCUCUCUUUCCCAUUCUCCUCUGCCUACCCCCCCCCACCUUUCUCAACCGUUUCCUCUUUCCCGCCCCCCUCUCGCGCCCGCCGUGGCGCGGUGGUGUGGCAGCGGCCGGGGCUGGAGGCGAUACGGCGGGACGAGUGGUUUCAGCGCGACUACCAGCGGGCCUACCCGCUGCCCGACGACACUGAGGGGCAGGGGGGCACUGAGGACGUGCUGCUUCAUGCCCGGCUGCACCCGGUGGCGGAGCUGUCUGUGCGGGUGCCGCACUCGCCCUCCCUGCAGGCGUCGCUGCCCGUCUCCCUCAGCCCUCGCACCACUGCAGCAGCCGCACCUCCGGCAGCAGCAGCGCUGGGUGGUCGUGAGGCACAGGGAGGGGUGGCGGAGGAGGGGCGGGCAGGGGGUGCAGGAGAGGGGGGGGCGGGAGCGGGGGCAGGGGACGAGGGACCGGAGUGGGUGAACGCGUUUGACCUGAUAGCGCGGGCACACGCGCUGGACUUGGGGGCGCUCUUCCACCGCCGCGCCCACCCCGUGCUGCGCCACACGCGCUUCGCCUCGCGCCUGCCGCCCGCCCUCAUCCGCUCGCGCCUCCUCGCCCUCGCCCCCGCCCUGCACGCCCACGCGCACGCCAACCUCUUCAAGGUGCCGCGCAGGGCAGGGGGCGAGGGGUGUACGGCACGGGGGAGGAGGGGGCAUAGAGAACCUGGUGGGAGUGAGGCUGUGUGGCGAGAGGUGGACUAUGCGAGAGAUGAAUGCUGUGCCCUGCCUUGCCAUGUGCCCCACAUCUCCUGCACUCACCCCUUGUGCCCGCCCUCUAAUGUGUGA
Molecule: messenger RNA, 984 nt
Organism: Closterium sp. NIES-65
Lineage: Eukaryota; Viridiplantae; Streptophyta; Zygnematophyceae; Desmidiales; Closteriaceae
Source: the annotation of a GenBank genome assembly